AUGGAUAUUCGGGACGAUCAAAACCAUGUGUUCAACGUAACAUUGGCAAAACUCAUAGGCUUAUAUCAAACUUUGGAUCCAUCAACGACAAAAUAUCGUGGGAAAAACGUCUACCGCAUUGUCAUGGCAUUCAUUACGCUCUAUAUUGGCGUAACUGGGGUGAUAUUGACCUUAAGCGGUGCAUACUAUUGGAAAAAUAAUAUGCCUUUAAGUGUAGAUUGUUACUGGAAAGGUAUCGUUUCGUAUGCCAUGUGCUACUCGAUGUGCCUCGUCGUCCACUACUCUAAUGACAUAUGGAACUGUUUGUCGAUCACGUGCUACGGUUUAACAUCGAAUAGCCUCCGAGACAGACACAUACUGGAUGGUUGGAGAGAACGAUCUGUGUUGAUAACGACUAUAUUGGCAUUCGUGUAUUUUAUGUCAGCGUUAAUUUUCUUUGUUAGUGCUCUGGCAUUGUCAAACGAUAAAUUACCGGUCAAAAAUCACGAAGGAUUGGUCAGAAAUUACCGUUAUAACUUAUUCAAUUUGUAUUUAUUUGUAUCCGAAGACACGUACAAUGCACACUACUAUAUGUUUUACAUUGUCGAGGGUUGGGGCGUAGUCUCAUUGUUAACAUCAUUCUUCGUAUUUGAUGUCGUUCUGGUGACACUUUGCUUAGCUAUAACCUGUCAGUUGCAAAUGAUUUGCACCGCGUUCGAAUCAGUUGGGCAUAAAUCGCUUGCCGAUCAUCCUUCCUCAAAUGAUUGCAGAGAUGAAAAAAAAGAGUUAACUAACAAACAUGACUUAAUACAUGAUGAAUUAAAAACAAUCAUAAUGGAUCAUCAAGCAGUUAUGAAGAAAUAUGAUGUAUUUUUAACAUUAUUUAAAAGAGUUUUGUUGAUACAAAUGGUUGUAUUUACAAUAGCGUUCAUCAUAACUUGGUUUUGUUUCAUAAUGAGUUUCUCCAACGAAGAAAGAUUUAAAAGUUCGAGGACAUUUAUUGUAAAAAUCUUUUGUGGAAUUCCUCCAAAUGUGUUUAAAUUAUUCGCCACGUGUUAUUUAUUUGAAAAGUUACACAAUCAAAAAGAUUCAAUAGUAUUCGCAUUGUAUAGUAGUAAUUGGACUGAAAUGGAUAUGAAGUGUAAGAAAUUGAUAUUGUUAACAAUGAAAAUGAAUAACGCUAACCACAAAAAGUUAAAAUUUACUAGAACAAAAAUUGUAAGCUUGGAAAUGUUUUUUAAGACCAUGCGUGAUUCUUACUCAGUUUUAUCAGUUUUAAUCAACUAUAUAAAAAACAUGGAUGAAUAA
Molecule: messenger RNA, 1287 nt
Organism: Metopolophium dirhodum (rose-grain aphid)
Lineage: Eukaryota; Metazoa; Arthropoda; Insecta; Hemiptera; Aphididae
Product: odorant receptor 46a-like
Exons: 6
Coding region: 1-1287 (428 amino acids)
Biological process (GO): detection of chemical stimulus involved in sensory perception of smell; sensory perception of smell
Cellular component (GO): plasma membrane
Molecular function (GO): odorant binding; olfactory receptor activity
Source: RefSeq, a predicted model, not a curated record